Molecule: messenger RNA, 879 nt
Organism: Camelina sativa (false flax)
Lineage: Eukaryota; Viridiplantae; Streptophyta; Magnoliopsida; Brassicales; Brassicaceae
Biological process (GO): root development; shoot system development
Source: RefSeq, a predicted model, not a curated record
UCUUAGCUCUCAACAUCUUCUCUUUAAUCAACAACAAAGAACUUAAGAUCAGGAAAAAAUGGCACCAUCCUUCCGUGUUCGUUCUAACAGUUUCCCUUCUAGACUUCACCCACAAGCUGCUCAUGUCGAUGAGCAGUUGUCUCGUUUGAGAUCGUCUGAGGAAGCCUCAACAUCUUCUAGCUCCUCUAUCUGUAAAAGACUUGACAACAUUCAAGAGCUACACGAGUCUCUUGACAAGCUUAUCCGCCUACCAGUUACCCAACAGGCUUUAGCUCAAGAGCAGAAUAAGAAAGCUGUCGUGAAACUUCUUGACGGAUCUCUCAGGAUCUUGGAUUUGUGUAACAUUUCCAAGAAUGCUUUGUCGCAGAUGAAAGAAGGUCUCAUGGAGAUCCAAUCCAUGCUACGAAGAAAGCGUGGGGAUCUAUCAGGAGAGGUCAAGAAAUAUUUAGUCUCAAGAAGAUCCAUAAAGAAGUCAUUCCAAAAGGUCCUCAAGAGUUUAAAAAUCAAACAAGACCAACAAGAGUGCAAUGACAAAUCUCUUGCUAUGUUUGGAGAAGCAGAAGCUGUUACAAUGGCUCUUUUUGAUUCUCUAUUAUGCUACAUGUCUGGAUCAAAGACUUGUGACAAAUGGUCACUCGUCUCAAAGCUAAUGAACAAGAACAAGGUUUCAAGUGAGACGCAAGUAAAUGAAUUCACAAGAGUUGAUUCCGAAUUCCAGUUCGAGAAGACAAUGAAGAUGGAUGAUGUUCAGAUCCUAGAAUCAUGCAUUCAAGAUUUUGAAGAUGGACUUGAAUCUCUGUCCAAGUCGAUGAUCAAAUACAGAGUCUCAAUUCUUAACAUCUUAGGCCACUAAUGCCUAUUAAUUUUGUACAUAUAUAA